AUGGCAGAUGGAGACCACAAACAUGACCGCCUCGAGUCGGAAGUACGUGACAUGAACCUGAAAGAGGAAGAGGCAGAUGUGGAUAUGGAUACCGUCGUCCCGAAAGGAGAGCGCAGCGAAGACAACGCAUCCGCUGCCGGCGGCGACGAUAGUGACAGCAGCGCACCUCCCACCACGAAGCGGUCUUCACGGUCGCCGACCAAACAAAAGCGCGCUUCUGGCUCGCCUGCUGUAAAGUUCGAGGAGGAAGAGACUGUCGGCGGCGAGGUGACACUGAAGCUGGAGCCAGGCAAGCCGCCGAAGCUGGCGCGGACAACAUCUCACAGAGUGGAAAAACGGGCGCCACAACUCUUCACCGAGCACGAGGAUGCAUUACCGGAGGCUCUCAAUUUCUUCGAGAGGCUGCCGGAGUGCAGUUAUGCCAAUAGGUACCUGGGAGGCACAGAACCUGCGUUGGAGUGCGAUUGUGCAGAGGAGUGGGACCCUGCGACUCGUCAGAAUCAUGCCUGCGGUGAAGACUCCGACUGCAUCAACCGCGCCACCAAGAUGGAGUGCGUGUCAGACUGUGGUUGCGGAUCAAAGUGCCAAAAUCGACGCUUCCAACGGAAGCAGUACGCCGAUGUCACUGUCAUCAAGACAGAAAAGAAGGGAUAUGGCCUUCGUGCUAACAAGGACCUCCGACCUGGCGACUUUAUCUUCGAGUACAUCGGCGAAGUCAUCGGUGAGCAAGUGUUCCGUCGGCGAAUGCAGCAAUACGACGAAGAAGGCAUCAAGCACUUUUACUUCAUGUCGUUGAACAAAGGCGAGUUCGUGGACGCAACUAAGAAGGGAAAUCUCGGUCGUUUCUGCAACCACUCUUGCAAUCCCAACUGCUAUGUUGACAAGUGGGUUGUCAACGACAAGCUCCGCAUGGGUAUAUUCGUCGAGCGCAAUAUCCAGGCAGGGGAAGAGUUGGUGUUCAACUACAAUGUCGACCGAUAUGGCGCGGAUCCUCAGCCGUGCUACUGUGCGGAGCCUAACUGCACGGGAUACAUUGGUGGCAAGACCCAGACUGAGCGUGGUACAAAGCUCUCACAUGCCAUCAUCGAAGCUCUUGGUAUCGACGAUGCGGACGCUUGGGACACUGCAGUCGCGAAGAAGCCACGUAAGAAGAGAGCUGGCGAGGAUGACGAAGAGUACGUCAACAACGUUGAGCCUAGGGGUCUUGACGAAGAAGGCGUCAACAAAGUCAUGUCGUCUCUCAUGCAAUGCAAAGAGAAGUGGAUUGCCGUCAAGCUGCUUGCUCGGAUACAACGUGCGAACGACGAGAAGGUGUGGAAUCGUGUGGUACGCUUCCACGGUUAUCGCAUAUUGAAGACGACGUUGUCCAACUUCAGCGACGACGAGAACGUCAUCCUCCAAGUACUGGAGGUUCUGGACAAGAUGCCACGCCUGACACGAAACAAGAUCCAGGAUGCCAAGAUUGAGGAGGCUCUCAUACCACUACUGCAGCACGAGCACGAACUGAUUCGCAUCGAAUCUCAAGCCUUGCUUGAUGCGUGGGCGAAGCUGGAGAUAGCUUACCGAAUACCUCGUGUCAAGAGAGAUCCUAAUGCAGUGGUGCCUGACCGCAAAGCAGAUCGAUUCGACAGACGAGACGAUGACCGACGUCGUAGUAGGUCAAGAUCGAGAUCCAAAUCACCCGAGCGGAUACAAGCACCCACUGGUCCUCGUAACAACGCACCACAACGUGCUGCUGGCUUCCGUCCCGGGCCACGAUUCCGACCUCCUCCUCCGGUCGGCGCGCUACCUCCUGGCUGGUUCGAGGCCACCGCUGCAAAUGGCACUGUCUACUACUACAACCAGGCUGGUAGUACCACCUGGCAGCGUCCGACGAUGCAAUCUGCAGCGGUGCCACCUCCGCCUCCUCCGAAAGCUGUCGCAGAUCAGCAGAUGCUGCAAGACCUAAUCAGGAACAUCGUCGCCACAAAGAAGGAGGAAUCUAAGCAGCCCUCUGCCGCUGCUACUCCGAUCGACACCUCAAAGAAAGAGCGAAAGGAAGACAAGUGGCGUACGGAGCCAGAAGAGAAGCAAAAGCGGCGGUACGAGAUCACACUGCAACCACAUAUCAUGCACGUCGCCAACAAGUACAAAGGCAAGCUUGAGAAGGACGAGCUCAAGCGCUGGGCAAAGGAACUGAGCAAGAUGGUGGUGGAUUCUGACUUCAGGAAGAACCGUGUCGAAGAUCCUAACAAGAUCAGCGAUAAGAAGGUCAAGGAUGUCAGGAAGCAUGCCCAAGCAUUUUUCGAAAAGGCGAUGAAGAAGAAGGCAGCCGUGGAGACGAAGAGGGCAGAACGAAAGGUGAAGAAAGGCGAAGCGAGCAACACGCCGGACGGCUCACCCGCAAAGGCUGGUUCUCCCAUGCUCGAGGAGGAUGAUGCUGUUUCCGAUCAUGAGAUGGCAGGGGCUGGCGAGGGUCUUGACGCUACACCCAUCGACUCUAUGGACAGCCCUGCGACCAACAAGCGCAGACGAGAAGAGCUCGCCAACAUCGCAGACGAGGAGGCCGCCAUUCUCAAGCGACCUCGGACCGAUACCACACAGGCACCUCCACCUCCACCUCCUCCGCCUGCCGAUCUUGCUCAGGAUGACGAACAGCCAGCAACUAUUCUGAAAGAGGACCUGAACGCUGUCGAUGAUGCUGACCUCGGAUUCUCUAUCAAAGGCGCCGCUAAGUUAGCUCAUAGCAGGCCAGAGUCAGUGAACGGCGAGCCCCAUCAGAUUGCCACCCCUCCUACCACUGGCUCGCCGGACCGCGAUGAGGCAGAGAAGGCGAUAAAGUUGGCAAAUUUCGCGGGCAUGAAUCCCGAGAGGAUGCGCCAGCUCGGACUGGUCGACGGCGGUCAAUGA
This is a messenger RNA of Fulvia fulva, 2889 nucleotides long. RefSeq names its product Histone-lysine N-methyltransferase, H3 lysine-36 specific. Gene Ontology annotation, cellular component: chromosome; nucleus; chromatin. Gene Ontology annotation, biological process: regulation of DNA-templated transcription. The record is from RefSeq and is a predicted model, not a curated record. The coding region runs from base 1 to 2889 and encodes 962 amino acids. Gene Ontology annotation, molecular function: histone H3K36 methyltransferase activity; protein binding. NCBI's taxonomy places the organism in Eukaryota, Fungi, Ascomycota, Dothideomycetes, Mycosphaerellales, Mycosphaerellaceae. The transcript has 2 exons.